Bemisia tabaci is the source of this 2453-nucleotide messenger RNA. RefSeq names its product transmembrane protein 135. NCBI's taxonomy places the organism in Eukaryota, Metazoa, Arthropoda, Insecta, Hemiptera, Aleyrodidae. The record is from RefSeq and is a predicted model, not a curated record.
AGCAAAUCAGGCACACUUCACGGAAAUGUCACAUGUUGCAGCCUUCGGAACGGCAAUGGCCUCGGGGUCUUGACGGUCUUGAAUGAUAAUAGUUAGUCUGUGAUAACAGGUAGGUCAACACAGAAAGCUCAAGUCGAGUAAGGAAUUUUUUGUAGAUUUUUCUCCAUGACCAUGCAAUAACUUGUCAGCGAUUAGUGAUUAUCAAUGUAUGAUCUGCUUACCAUCAGACACAUCUUUUCGAGAGUUCAGUCAUAAUGAUCGUCCAUAGCAAAUUUGUCACAAUCCCUCACACAUGUGUCGAAUAUGUUCAUCCGUGGACCAACUCUUGUGCUGCUGCCUCUACUGGAUUAUUGUUGGCAGCUAUUCCAGAAGCAUUGAGGAUUUACAUCACAGCAUACACACUUGCACUGCUGAUGAGAGGUAAAAUUCCAUCAAAAAAAGAUAUCAAAAGAACAAUCUUAGGUAUUCUUCAAUCAUCAGCUUUCCUGACUUGUCAUGCGUUUGGCUAUUCGAUGGUUAACUGUCUUCUCCGGCGUAUUCUUGGUCAUUACAAUUUUUUGACAGUAUCUUUUCUUCCAUGCUUUAUAUCGAGUAUUUUUGCAAUUUUAGUCGAGCGACCCUCGCGAAGAAGUCUUCUUAGUCUGUAUGUCACGAAUGUUGCCUCUGAAACACUCUAUCGCAUGGCUGUCUACCGAGGUCUCAUAAGACCAAUACAGUUUGGAGAGGUACUAAUUUUCUCCCUUUCGACCUCAUUCCUCCUAUACUUCUUCCGGAACCAGCAAAGUGAUUCAUUCAGGGAUUCUAUUUUUAGUCUGUUCAGGUUUGUUGUUGGACGACAUGAAGAAAUGAAUGAUGAUAAAUCAGAAUCAUCACCUGUUCCAGGCUCAUCUCAAAUUAGAAAUCUCAAUUUUUUCGAUCCAGUGUUCCAUUUUGCCGAUUGGUUGAAACUACAGACUCUCAAUCCUUGUUGUCCUCACCCUUUUGGGUGCGCUUACUAUGCAGCUCAGGGUUUAACUAAACUGUUCGCUGUGGGAUAUGGUCUCCAACUGAGUUUGAAAAUUCUAAUCCACUCAAAAAGAAUAAUGAAGCAUCCCAGAUUACUCCCCAAAAUCAUGAUUCGACCAGACACAAUGAAACUAGGUGCAUUUCUUGGUGGUUUCUCCUUCUUGUUCCGGGCGGUUUCAUGUUCGCUGCGGAAACUUUAUGGAAGGGAUGAUCAAAAAUUUGCCAUACCAGCAGGAUUCCUAGCAGGCUUUUCAUUCUUCUUUUAUAGGGACAAUACCAUUGCUCUCUAUGUUAUGUGGAAAACUUUUCAGAUUCUGUACAAUCGUGGUGCAGAAAAGAAAAUGUUACCAGAGUUACCUCAAGCUAGUGUAUUCUUCCAUUGCCUUUCUACAGCAAUUCUUUUCCAUGCAGCCUUGCUUGAGCCUCAUAACCUAAGACCUUCGUACUGGCGAUUCCUCCUAGGAAUGUCUGGCGAGCGAGUUGCCAGAAUGGAUAGGAAAUGCUUGGAUGCCUUUGGACUUGAAUCAAGCAAAUCUUUAGAGCUCGUUUUGAGUCGUACCAAACUUGAAACUCGACCUGUUCUGUGACGGAAGCAAUAUUUCAAGCUCAGGUGUCAAAACUGUUAUUGUUGAUCUAAUUGUAAGGUUUUUUCAGGAGAAUGGCCUUGUCUCCACUGAAUUUCCCUUUGGAAUUGAUUGCUGCAAAGAGUUGCGCCAACAAACUUUAUUUGAGAAUUUGAAGGAAAAAACGAAAGACCUCAAAGGUUUGUAACUAGAUCUGUUGAUUGUCGCAAUUAAUUUUGAGGAAGUUGGAUUAAUUGCCAAUAUGUUUUGCUGCAAUCAAUUGCAAGAAAACACCUAUGGAGACUUGACCUAAUAAUUAUUACAAUGGCUCCUGGCAUAAGUGCAAGAUUUUGUUUGAUAUUUUUUUUAAAAUGAAAUCAUGGAGUCUCAUACUCCACUGAUAACUUUUAGAAUCAAAGCAAAGAUCUGUAAUGCGAUGAAGAACAAGGUGAUAUAGCGUAUAGUUAAAGUUUCAUGAAUUUAUAACUUAUCUUUAUUAAUACGGUUUUUUGUUACGUUUUUAUUUUUACUUUAAGAGUUGGAAGCACAAUGUAUAUGGGUAAAAAAAAACCAUCAGUCUAUCUAAAUGUUCGAUAGCAGAAGUAACAAGUUGUUCAAGAAGCCAUACUAAUUCUGAGUAAACUGGAAACUACGCAGGUGUAGAAUUUCCUAUGCUGGUUCAGACAUAUCAUUGAGAAAAAAAAUGUAAAAUUGUGACUUGAUUAAUAAUUCGACCUAAUUUUGUGAAGGUAUUUUAUUCAAUCUAAUGGCGAAGUGAGAAUUGCUGUUUGUUUGUUGUUUACGGAUUAGCACAAAGAAGUAAGACUAAUCCGAACCCCAAGUUUUUACAUGUACUAUUAAUAGAGAUUUCUUCCUUUAACGAAC